AUUUGAAUUUAAGUAUUACAAACACAGACAUGCAAAAUCUGUGUUUUGCAUGUCCUUAUGAAGUAAAGAAUUAUUAUUAUUAUAUUAUUUGUCCAUAAUUUAAAAUUACGUUUUUAUUAAACUGAUUCCUGAAUAGAUUGCACAUCUAGGAAAUUAUUUCUUUCACACUGUAAUGCUAUAAGCAUUGGUAUCAAUUAUCUAUAAAAAAAAUGCAGACUAACAAAAUCAUUAAAGUUAAACUCAGAGAAGGUUUCUUUAUUUUACAAAUAUCACAUACAGUGUAAAGUAAAGGAUAUUUUUCUCCCAUCAUUUAUUUCACAAAUGGACCAAAGUCAAACUCUCCUCCACACCGAGAGAGGGGGUGCAUAGACGGACUCCUCAGUCCAUCCCACUGCACUCACCUCUUGCCUUUACGCGAGCGAGGGGCAGCAGUGCGCGAGCAGAUGUCUGGAUGUGACUGUCAGCGGAGAAAUUCCGAGAGCUGGUGACCAUGCAGGUGGAAAGAACGCCCGAAAUAAACAGAUAAAUAGGGAGGAAACAAGGGGGCUGCGGAGGAAGAUAACGGCACGACGCAGCACCCAUCAGCAAGAUUUACUGUCCAGUCGCUGCUGGUCGUCUUGCUGGUGGCUUAAUAACCAGUCAUAAAGAGGUGGGAGGGAGCUUGUGUGUUGGAGGAAGACGAGUGUGAAAGUAUUGAUAAAGGAAAGAAGAGAAGGUGAGUGUGUAAAAGAGAGAGAGGGGAGUACUUAAAGCCUUAGCAGGGAUCAUGAGCUCUGCACUGCCGUACGACUCGCUGUCAGCUCGGCCGAGUCCCAGCAGACGAGCUUUGGACUGGGAGCGCGAGCAGUUAGCGGUGCGAAGACUGUCCUGUCCACAGGGUCUCAACCUACUCACUCCUCCUCCUCUUCCUCGUCGACCCUCUGCCAUCCCUGGCUACCUGCUGUCCCCCUACCAAGAGCAGGAGGAGCAGUCCCACCACCAGCAUCAGCGACUAUCCUUGUCUAUGUGCUCAGAGGCCUCCCUGGCUCCCCCCGCACCUCCACCUGUGGGGACUCCCCCACCCUGCUGCCGCCCAGUGGGAGUCAUGCACCUCCUGCGCCUGGGACUCCUCGCUUUCAGCUGCCUUUUCUGGGCAGCCGGCUUGGCCCUCUUCACCCUGGGUGUUUGGGCUCAGAUUUCACUGGCAGACUUCAUGCUGUUGUCUGCCAAUCGCUACCCCAACGCCCCAAUCAUCCUCCUGUCCACAGGUGCUGCCGUCACCACUUGGGGCUUUUUAGGUUGUCUGGGGGUGGCUGCAAACCUGCCUUGCGUGCUGAGGGCGUAUGGGUUCUUCCAACUUGCUGCACUUAUAGCCGGUUUGGCAGCUGGACUCUCGGGCCUCUUCUACCGUGAAGAUAUUGCUGGAGGAUUUCGCAGUGGCUUACAGCGAGCGGUGGCCGGCUACACAGAGGAUGAGGGCCGUGCCGAUGCUCUGGACAGCCUUCAGAGGGCCCUGGAGUGUUGUGGAGCUGAGGGUUGGCGUGACUGGCUCACUUCAGAUUGGGCUUCCCAACAUAUGACCUUCCUGCCUUAUGAGAACAGUUCCUCGGUGUCCCUGCCGGACAGCUGCUGUGCCAGGCGCAAGGGUUGCAAGAAUCGUCCUCUUCUGUCAGAUGAUAGCGACGAAGUAGUUGCUGCAGGAAUCCAUCCACACGGCUGCUUCCGUAAAGUCUUCAGUCUGGUCAACGACAACGUCUUCCACAUUGCUGCCACUGUGUUAGGAUUAGCCUUCACCCAGAUUGGAGGCAUUGUCCUGGCUUGUCUGCUUGCCAACAAACUAGCACCAAGACAGCGUCGUCGUGUGGUGGCCCAUUAAUGCUCAAUCUUAAACCGAGGAUUGGUAAUUAAUGCCACAAAGGAUCAGUGGAGUUGCAAAGUUGGGGGAGUGUUUUUGGGCAUUCAGGGUUCCACAGCUACUCCUCUCACUUUGCAACUCUUUGACCCUCAUUGUUUGCAUGGCUCUCUCUACUGUACAGGUUUAAUUGAUUCAGUGUAAGGGGAAAAGAGGUGCAAUUAAAAGUGCAAUUCUGUCCAUUUGGUGCAUUAGUAGCUAGUCUGAGGUCACACGAUCUUGGGGCCAGAUUGAAUAGCUUCUUUUAUUCCCACAGACGAUGGCAUGAUGCCAGGGUCUUUGCAAAUUUCAGAGCGACACAGUUGUAAUUUUCCCAUCCAGUGGCCACGUUGUUUAAUAGUAAAUGCUCUUGUCUCCAUCUGAGCGACCAUGGACGUGUUGAUCUUAACAUGAGGUGAGGUCAGGUGUGUUUUUGGUGCAUUUCAUUCUUGUGCUGUUGACCAACAAACAUCUGGUCUGAAGUCUAAGGUGCAGUAUUUUACUGUUAUGGUACACGAUCAGGAUAGUGAAAUAGACCAACUAUAGGUGGAUGCACAACGUGCAGACACUGUGCUUUCCACACCUGCUUCACCUCAGGGAUCCUGUUGUUGCUCUAGGUGGUUUACUUGUGCGCUUUCACUCCGAUUGCAUGAGCAGAUGGUUUUUCCAUACAACCUGGCAAAUGUGCCUUUAUUAUUGUAAUCGGCUGUGGGGCAAGCAUGCCAGGCUUUUAUAGGAAAUAGGAGACGGCACUCUGAUUGGCUUAUAGCAUGUUACCAAGGACACCCAUGAUUUAUUCAGAGACUAAGUAAAACCCUUUCGUACCCAAUGCGCCUGGUGCAACAAUCUUUGCCAAUCUUUAACUGUUUGGGCCCUUAAUGCACUCGCUCCAUGUGCUUAGAUUGUUAAAAUAGAGCCUGAUAUGCUCAUACAAAGUGAUGUUUUUCUGCCUUUUAUGCUGAAAUGUUUAAAUAAUGACUUUAUUAAUGUACUAUUAUUAGUUAGAGUUUAACAUUUCUCAUGUAGUAUAUGUGAAUGCACAGGAAUGUUCACCAGCAGUUUUCCAAUUUAGACGUUUUUUUGUCUGUUUGUGUUCAGCAGAUGUUCAUCUCCACAUCAUUUAGUUUUACCAUCACAAAGGCGACACUGUGCUGGAAUGGUGCUGUAGAAACAAAGCUAAAUACUGUCUGUGAGGUUUUGUCUGUUCCAUUUUUUACUGUGUCCUGCGCUUUUGUAAGAUCAGCUUUUCAGAUUUGGUGAGAAAAUGAACGCUUUUAAAUGUCGUCCUCCGUGUGUCAUUGUUUUGCUUGGGUACGGAGGCUCUGAAGGCUCUGAAGGCUCUGAAGGCUCUGAAGCACAAGUUUAUCUCACAACAUUAAAUUUUAGCACUACUUCCAAAAUCCUUGAUCUCAUUAGCUCGACCCACAUAUUGGGUUUUAGAUAGAUUUUAGAAUACUGCGCUGAAAUAAUACAAAUCCAUCAGCCUUGCUUCGAGCCUCAUCAUCAAUUAUUUCACCUUUCCUCUUCAGGAUAGGCAUUAUUAAUGCUCUAGUAAUUGUAAUAUAUGAUUUGUGUUUACAUUCUGUAAUAUAUAAUCCAUAUUUACUGUUACCAGCGGUGCAAACACGGCAUGAUUGAAACUGUAUCAAACCAUAUCUGUUAACAAUACACGAAAAAUCUUUGCCUCAUUACAGGAUAUGAUAUUGAUUCGACACUGGGAAUGUCAUGGCCUGCCGUCCUUGAAUAUAUUAAAUGUAUAAAUGGAAACAGCAUUAUUGUGAUGUGAUGGUGGUGUCAAAGCAGCACAGCAAGGCAAAUGCAAAUGUAUAUAUUAAAGAUUGUGUGAAUGUUGAAAUCUUGUAGAGUAAUUUUUUUGUUUGGGGAAUUAAGUGACGUAUUUAUGUGUCAAUUUGACAGGUGGCAAAGA
This is a messenger RNA of Hippoglossus stenolepis (Pacific halibut), 3797 nucleotides long. RefSeq names its product tetraspanin-7. The record is from RefSeq and is a predicted model, not a curated record. Gene Ontology annotation, cellular component: membrane. Lineage: Eukaryota; Metazoa; Chordata; Actinopteri; Pleuronectiformes; Pleuronectidae. The coding region runs from base 767 to 1855 and encodes 362 amino acids. The transcript has a single exon.